AUGGCAGAUCAACCGAUUCUUCAGAGAUUGGAUACUCUGGUGGCCGAUAUCUUGGCCGACUGGAAUAUCUAUAGCACCAUCGUCGCUGGCGCUGUUGCUGCUUUUGCGAUCUAUUCCGUGGUGUCAGCUAAGGACCCGGAUGUUCAUCCAUUCUUACUUGCUCGCCAAUCCACACCUUCACCCAUCCGACAGUCAGGCGAAUCCGCAACCUACCGCAGCUUAGAAACCCCUUAUGGCUUCCCUCUACGGGCUGGAUUGAAUGUCAAGGACCCCGGUGCGGCCAAGUGGACAGCUGGUAGGAAAGGUGAUUUGCGCGACAUCUGGCGGGCUGCGGUACGGGGAGCUUUGAAUGAGGACGGUACCCCAUCCAAAGUGCAAGGAAAAAUAUACACUGUUCUUGGUAGACAGGCUAUCGAGCACUCUCUGUCCCAAGUAACCCAGGAAAUCAAUGUGAUUGGUCACCAUCUUCAGAAGGCUGAAGUCAAGGUUGUUGCAGUCUGCCUGACUGACUCGGUUGAACUGCUGGCCGCUCUCUUCGCUGGUGCUUUCUAUGGAUUCAAGACCAUCCUUGUCCCCCACAACCUUCCAGCCGAGACCCUGUCAGCACACCUCCAGACAGUUCAGGCCGAUGCCUUGAUCGCUGAGGCCGGAUCUCUUGAUCUCUCGAUCGCCGCCCAUGGCAACAAGCAACUGUCACAAGUCGUGUGGGUUGCAAAGUUCGGUAAUCAGCAUAUGGACUGGCAUGGAGUUCCUGAGGGUGUGGACGGUACCAUGAAAGUUGAUGUCUGGCAUGAGCUAGUGGAGGAAAAGAAGGACUUGGCCGGCUUGGAUGUCCCCGAAUAUGACCCCAAAGAACCAGCUCCUGGAAUCACCACUGUCUGGCCUUCUUCUGACGAGUCCGGCAAAUUCAUUGAUUUCCAGUCAGAGAACCUAGUCGCUGCUAUUGGGUCCCUGGGUUCUACUCUUCCUCGAACCCAGCGUUUUUCUUCCUCGGAUAUUGUGCUCUCUAUUGACUCCCUCUCCCGGUCCUACCCCCUCUGCCUUAUCAUGAAUGCACUGUUCUCUGGUGCCUCUAUUGCUUUGAACUCGGUCGCGGGAGAGAAAGUUGACUUUGCUUUGGCUACGGUCGGGGUUUCGCCCACUGUCAUCAUUGCUUCAUCACAGACAAUGGCAGACUACCACGACAGCGUCAUGCGACCCCAAGCAGGACUUCUUUCCUCCCUUGGCCGCUGGGUCCAAGCUCGCACUUUAGAUGCUGGAAACAUGCCUUCAAAGAAUAUCUUCAGUCAGCUGGCCCGAGUUGGGCCAACUGCGGAGCUGUCGUUAGAUCAACUGCGGUUACUGUGUAUCUCGCAUCGCAUUGAUGCACCUACCGAGGCCCGUCUUACCUCGGAGCAAAUGACAGAUUUGCGGAUUUUCACCGAUGCUCGUCUUGUAUACGCUCUGACUGGACCUGGUAUUGCCGGUGCUAUCGCUCAGUCGAACGUCUUUGACUACCGCCGCUCGGAUGGUCCGAGUCACUUUGGUUCUCCUCUCAGCAGUACCGAAAUUACACUGACUGCUGUCUCGGAAGAUCUUAUCACAGACACUCCUGAAGGCCAGAUCAAAGUAUCCGGCCCUGCCGUUGUCGAUGGCGAGACCACCCUUACAUCCCAAAUCCGUAUUAGCAAGGACAACACUGUAGAGCUGUGCUCUUAA
Molecule: messenger RNA, 1698 nt
Organism: Penicillium verhagenii
Lineage: Eukaryota; Fungi; Ascomycota; Eurotiomycetes; Eurotiales; Aspergillaceae
Exons: 4
Coding region: 1-1698 (565 amino acids)
Cellular component (GO): endoplasmic reticulum; membrane
Molecular function (GO): long-chain fatty acid-CoA ligase activity
Source: RefSeq, a predicted model, not a curated record